Messenger RNA from Talaromyces amestolkiae, 1278 nucleotides. RefSeq lists its product as uncharacterized. Gene Ontology annotation, molecular function: G protein-coupled receptor activity. NCBI's taxonomy places the organism in Eukaryota, Fungi, Ascomycota, Eurotiomycetes, Eurotiales, Trichocomaceae. Gene Ontology annotation, biological process: adenylate cyclase-activating G protein-coupled receptor signaling pathway. The record is from RefSeq and is a predicted model, not a curated record. Gene Ontology annotation, cellular component: plasma membrane. Bases 1 to 1278 code for a protein of 425 amino acids. The transcript has 4 exons.
AUGUCAGCACCGCCGCUCCCAGCAGGCGUGGAUGUGUCGGGAGACUCUCUUCUCUCAAUUAGCCAAGUUCACGCUCUCAUCAUAACGGAACGAGUCAAUUCAGUCAUAUCUAUACUCUCCAUCAUCUUCGUCGUGACAACAUACCUCUUCUCCUCAGGCUUCAACAAACCCAUCAACCGGCUGAUCUUCUUUGCCAGUUUCGGAAAUCUGGGUUCUGCAGUGGCCGCUUUGAUAUCAGAGAAUGGUCCUAUGAUCGGCGAGGACUCUGCAUUAUGCAAGUUCCAGGCCUUUCUUGUGCAAAUGUUUCUAGGAGUGGACUGUUAUUGGGCCUUGUCGUUUGUAUUUAUCUUCAUCAGCACCAAUGCGCGAGGACCGGUGUAUGGUCCAGCCAUCAUCUGGUGUUGGGUCAAUAUAGAAUGGGAUUUCCUGCGUUUUGUAUUUUUAUAUGCCAUCGUUUGGAUUGCCAUACUGCUCGCCAUCGUAAUCUAUGCUGCCGCAGCAAAAGUCAUCUGGGACAAACGCGAACACCUGGACGGCUUCCUGAACCCUAUGAAUGAAAACCCCUUUAUCAACACCGUCACCACCGAAGUGACAAUCACCACUGAGGAACGUCCCAUUGUUGAGAACAGCAAAUACGAUCACGAUACAGUCCGAACAAUCGAAGAGUCCGCAACACCAGGAGUCGAUAACCCGUAUUCAGUGAAUAUUCAAGUCAGUCAACAGACUGACAUCAUCCGACCACUACCGUCGGCUCUGAGGAUGAGGAGUCUUACUCGCCAGAUUGCGAAACACGAGACGAACGCCGAGGCAUGGCUCUAUGCUCGCGUUGCAUUUUUGUUCUUUAUUGCGUUGCUGAUUACUUGGAUACCCAGCAGCGCCAACAGAAUCUACGCCAGCAUAUACCCAUCCGCCACAAACUUCGGCCUCAAUUACGCCGCCUCCUUCGUCUUCCCCCUGCAAGCCUUUUGGAACACAAUCGUCUACAUAAUCACUUCCCAAUCUGCCUGCCGGGAGCUCUUCCGAUUCUCUUCCUCAUCCAAACACUCAAUCAACCGCAAAUCAAUACCCUCCCCAUCCCCAUCACAAGUAAAACUGACCCGACGACCACAAAAAGAUCCCAUGGGCCGACCUCGCAGAUUAGGCUCAAAUGAGCAGAUGCAAAUGUCGUCGGGCUCGGCGGAUUCGGUGUCGAAGAUUAUUGAUGAGCAGGAAUUGCAGACGCUAGAUAGGUCGAGGUGGAGUAAUGAGUCGACGGAUCGGAAGGAAUUGGCUAGGUAA